UUUAUUUGAAAUAAGACACAAAACUGAGCUAGGGUUUUUGCAGCAAAAGAAGUGGGAAAAAGAGCGCAAGAAAUUCUCAGCAGCAGAGCCCCAAAAGCAAGCGGCCAUGGCGAGCACCAAAGUCCAGCGUAUUAUGACCCAACCCAUUAACCUGAUCUUCAGGUUUCUACAGAGCAAAGCUCGCAUUCAGAUAUGGCUUUUUGAGCAGAAGGAUCUGAGGAUUGAAGGCCGAAUCAUUGGCUUUGACGAGUACAUGAAUUUGGUUUUGGAUGACGCCGAAGAGGUCAACGUAAAGAAGAACAGCAGGAAGCAACUUGGGAGGAUUUUGUUGAAAGGGGAUAAUAUCACUUUGAUGAUGAAUACUGGGAAGUAAUUCUGGAGAACAAGGCGAAAAGUGUAAUCACUAAAUCGUAAAGUGGCUGGCUGUUGGUGGUUCUAUGGGACUGUUGUCCCAACUUUGUACGGAUUCAACUCUUUUAGGAUCUAUUUUCUCUUAGACCAUUGUCUUCUAUCUCACAACUAUUGUGUAUCACCUUAUCCUGCCAUUUGGAUAUCAUGUACAAGAAUUUGUAGUACUUGAAACUGGAUAUCAGGUAAAUGUUUGGCAUGGCCGUUGCAGACAGUUGAAUAUGUUGAGGGAGAUGCAUUCUUACUUUGGUUACAAAAAAAAAGACACAAAAACUGAGAUAAUCAAAAGUUAAUACAAAUCAGGACCAAUCGAGCAUUGAAUGUAUUGCAUAGAAAAUUCUAGCUCAGAUUGAGUCUCUCUAAAUUUGAACCAAUUACAUAAUAAAGUAUAUUAAUAUACAAUUAAACAAAAGUGACAAAUUAUAUAGUAUGUGUAAUACAUUUGUACCGUAAUUAAUUGGAUUUUACUAAGCUUAAUUGAGGUAAGAAAAUUGUUCUCCACCAACCUUCUACUAUCAAGCAAAAGUAGAAGAGGAAGGGAUUGAUUGAGAUCGGAAAAUGGACAAUGAAAGAAGAGAACUUUGACACUCAAAUGAUAAUCAUGUUGGGUUCCAGGAAUUAUAUUAUACCCCAACAGUGAUCGGAGACCAGCAAUCUGGAAAACAACCAUUUCGUCAAAUCUGCAGCCGUUCAUUGCGUGGGGGACCCGAUCUUGAGUGGUUUCAGCUAAAAGUAACAUUCUUUCGAGUUGUUGCAAAUGGACUGCUCCCCCAGUGAUUUUUCAACCUUAACCUAAUUACCUGAAUUUAGAAUCUUCUGUUGGUCCCCUACUGCCUGAAUGUGCACCUAACUCCACUCUUGUUAACUUGCUUACAAGUCCCCUAGGGAACACAAAUAGAUUGGGUUUGGGAUCUCUUAUUGAACGUCUUGGGUUUGAAUUUGGGUGGAUGAGUGAGUAUAACGACUACAUGUAUGAUUACAAAUCAAUAAUUAUAUGCCAACUCCUUGAAAUGACUAUGGUAGAAGUAGGUGAACAUCGACAUCUAAUGAUUCAAGAUCUCAAAAUUUUGAGACUUCAACUUUGUCAUCUAAGCUAGGCCAUAUUGAAACAUCCAACCACCGUAAUCCACACUGUUUAGAACAUUUUGAAGUCGAUAAUUUAAAGACGUACAUUCAACAAUAAAAUAUUUCUUUUUUCUUUUGGCCUUAUACUUCAAAUAAAAAGGUUACUAUGAUAACUAGAUA
Sesamum indicum (sesame) is the source of this 1653-nucleotide messenger RNA. RefSeq lists its product as uncharacterized. Gene Ontology annotation, cellular component: spliceosomal complex. Gene Ontology annotation, biological process: mRNA splicing, via spliceosome. Lineage: Eukaryota; Viridiplantae; Streptophyta; Magnoliopsida; Lamiales; Pedaliaceae. Gene Ontology annotation, molecular function: RNA binding. The record is from RefSeq and is a predicted model, not a curated record.